UGUAAAGUCUUUGUCGAUCGCCGCCGCGAACGUGAAUCAAUGGUGGGCGCCGAUAAGUAGAAUUUACGUCACGUAAAAAAAGGAGGUGGUAAAUAAUCUCUGCCUCGAGCUAGUACCCCUGAACGGAGGCUGCGAAUUGUCUAUAGAGCUAGAGGCAGCUACUGCUACAUCUAGUACAAGCAUCAGACACAUAUGAUGCCCUCCUGGCCCUAUCAUGCUCGCCCAAGCUUGGGGCCGUGCAGACACGUCGUUCGUACUUCGAGCCGACCUUUGGCAACAUCGUCAUCUGCGUGGUCCGCAGCUGCAUCAUCUUCGUCUUCAUCGACUCGUCAACAUCAUUUGUUCUGCCAAAUGAAGCUUUCGUUUCUCUCCAAUAAGACGAGAAGAACCAUUGUCACGACGCGUCCUCGCCACGAAAUGACGGUCACCGAGGUUCCGGACACCAACAUCAUCCUCCUGGGCACCAGCCACACCGAAACGACACACGAGGACCUGUUGGAGAAGUUCAAGGAACUGGAACCCAUCUCCGAAAUUGCCGUCGAAAUGUGUGAGGACCGACUUGGCCAGCUUUUUCUCGGCCAGGCGCGGAACGGGUUUCAAUCGGUGCGUGGGGAGCAGCUCUCGCACCGGUACGAGCAGAAACUCUUCCAAAGGAUCGAAUAUGCAUUGCAAAAGUGUCUGGGUCUGGAAGAUUGCUGAGGUUUGUGAUGCUGUGUCUGCAUGACACGGAAGGCGUGCCAUGCAAGGCCUAGCGUCACAGGUUUUGAGACGGUUUCCCAAUGCUUAAUCCGCAUGGCAAACGCCUUCUUUCGGCGACAGGAAAAGGGGCUCCCUUUGCUGUGUAAGCAUGACAGAUUUUUGUGUGAUCCAAGUAUGCAUCACGAGUUCGCAUCCUUCCAGACCCAGACACUUUUGCACUUGAUAUCGAAACGCUGCAGCAUGGGCGGGACAUGGCGACGGCUGCGUGGUUUUCCAGGUUUCAGUAUCAAAUGCAAAAGUAUCUGGGUCUGGAAGAUCGCGAGAUUUGUCAUGCUUGUCUGGCAUGACCAAAAAGUUUGUGAUGCAUGUCCAAGAAGAGACCCUUUUGCCUGUCAUGCAAAAACGCAGUUUGUCAUGCGCAAAACGCAACACAAAGAAGCGCAGAUAUUUCUCAUGCUUGGGUGUGCAUUACAGAGCACUCACCACUUCCAACGCAGCAUUACAAGUUUCCAGACCCAGACAUAUUUGCAUUUCAUAUUCAGUUACGGAAGCCGGUGUUGCUGCUGGAUCGGAAGUUUUCGCAGACCUUGGAGGCACUGGCAAAUGACGUGCCGUAUGCAGAACUGGAAAAGCAAUUUUUCUGGCAGCCGCUGACCUGGCCCUGGACGGUGUGGCGCAUGCAGUUAGCGUUUGAGGAGUACUGGGAGAACAGGAGGAAGCUGGAUCUCGAUGUAGUGCAACGGUCAGCGGGAAGAAGUGGUCCAAACGUAGAGAAAGCAGAAGUUGUGCCAGCACAUGCGGUAAAAGUGCCACCAGACCCUGCUGCAUCAACAACCGAUUGCGUAAAGGAAGACCAGCAAAAAUCUUUUCAGGCCGCUCAGAGUGAGAACUCACCAACAUCAACAAGAACCGAGGAUCCACCUCAUCUCACCUGGUCGGAGCUAGCUCGCAUCGCGAAAGUCCCAAAUGUCUGGCGGGGUUUCCUGGCGUCUAUGCCGAUUGCGCUGCACGAAUGCCAGAGCUGGGUGGACGUGGAGCAUGUGUUUCGAAAAGUGCGGUGUUGCUCCGAGGAGCUGGAGCGCAGCUUGCAAAAAGUUGUGUUGGAUGGGCGGGACGGCUACAUGGCAAAACAGUUGUUUUGGAACAGGAGGUACAACGCGGGCAACGAGGGUAUGGCGUUCUCGAACGUUACAUUCUCAACUGUUACAUGAAAUUUGUAAUGCAAGAAUGGCAAAAGUCAAAAGGGGGAGGCUGCAUCUGUAGCAUUACAAAUUCCGCAGAGAUUCAGGCGCUGUUCUUGUUUAGCCCUUCGCAAAUUUGUCAUGCGAAGCAGCUUGAUCAUGUAGAUGUUUAUGGCGCUUCUGCAUGACAAAUUCAUGUAACACUUGAAAAUGUAACGUUUGAGAACUUCAUAGAGGGCAAGUGCGUCGCAGUGGUUGGGGAUUUUCAUGUCGCAGGGAUGGUGGCGGAGCUGGAGAGGCUCCGAGAAGAAGAAAGAAACUACACUGCGGGCAAUGCUUCUACUUGCAGUACAAAUACAACUUCUAGUACUCUGAGCAGCAUGAAGAUGAAUAAGACCGGAGUGCCUCUUUCACGACACGAAAAAGGUAGUAGUUCUUGCUCAGGAAAAUUAAAUUCAGAUCGGCUGGCAGACAAGCCCUGGAUAGUACGAAAAUACUUUGAACGCCAGCUAAAAUUUGCGCUGGGCGAAAUUUUGUAGAAUAGUGUUAAAUGCUCCUGCUGUCCUGUAUUCAUGACUACGCAAAUUUUUAAGCAGGACUGUGAAAUAGAAAGAAACACAAUAAACUUGCGACUAUGCAGAAAGCGAGUGCUCAAGACGAAGCGAUUUGAUGAGGAGCUCCAUGUGUGUUCCAAUUUGAAGGCAGCCGCAGCAGCUUUCAACGUGCAUCUUGAUGAUGAUGACCCCACCAGCACUACUGAAGUGUGCGAACAG
Amoebophrya sp. A120 is the source of this 2653-nucleotide messenger RNA. The record is from the annotation of a GenBank genome assembly. Lineage: Eukaryota; Dinophyceae; Syndiniales; Amoebophryaceae.